AUGACCGUGCCGCUGCUGAAGAUCGGCGCCGUCCUCAGCACUAUGGCCAUGGUCACCAACUGGAUGUCCCAGACGCUGCCUUCGCUCGUGGGGCUCAACGGCACCAUCUCCCAGGCCGGCACCUCCGAGAGAAGCACCCUUUUCCAGAGCCCCGAUGAAGGUUGGCAGGUCUACACCUCGGCUCAGGCUCCCGAUGGCAAAUGUCUAUGCACAGCUGUCAUCCCCGUCCAGGGCACCUGCUCACGGGACUUGCGCAGCCGGCAACUACGGCAGCUGAUGGAAAAAGUGCAAAACAUCUCCCAGUCCAUGGAGGUGCUGGACCUUCGGACCUACCGGGACUUGCAGUAUGUCCGUAACACUGAGUUGCUGAUGAAAGGGCUGGAUUCCAGGCUGAAAGUGGCCACCGACAGUCAGAAAAACCUGAAUGUUAAAGGUUUCCAGGAACUGAAGGACAAAAUGACAGAGCUGAUGCCGCUUAUCCCUGUGCUGGACCAGUACAAGUCAGACACACGGACCAUCGUGCAGCUCAAAGAGGAAGUGCGGAACCUUUCGGGCAGCCUGCUGCAGAUCCAGGAAGAAAUGGGUGCCUAUGACUACGAAGAGCUCCAGCAGCGGGUGCUGAUCCUGGAAGCCCGCUUACAUGCUUGCAUGCAGAAGCUAGGGUGUGGAAAGCUGACAGGGGUAAGCAACCCCAUCACCAUCCGGGCGUCUGGAUCCAGAUUUGGCUCUUGGAUGACGGACACCAUGGCCCCAAGCUCUGACAGCCGGGUCUGGUACAUGGAUGGCUACUACAAAGGCCGCCGUGUCCUGGAGUACCGCACCCUAAACGACUUCAUCACAGGACAAAACUUUGUCCAGCACCUGCUGCCUCAUCCCUGGGCCGGCACCGGCCACGUGGUCUUCAAUGGGUCCCUCUACUACAACAAGUACCAGAGCAACAUUGUGGUGAAGUACCACUUCCGCUCGCGGAGUGUCGUCGUUCAGCGCAGCCUCAACACAGCCGGCUACAACAACACCUUUCCGUACUCCUGGGGUGGCUUCUCGGACAUCGACUUCAUGGUGGAUGAGAAUGGACUCUGGGCCGUCUACACCACCAACCAGAACGCCGGCAACAUUGUGGUCAGCAGGAUGGACCCCAUCACCCUGGAGAUCCUCCGCAGCUGGGACACCGGCUACCCCAAGCGGAGCGCAGGUGAAUCCUUCAUCAUCUGCGGGACCCUCUAUGUGACCAAUUCACACCUGGCGGGGGCCAAGAUCUAUUUUGCUUAUUACACAAACACUUCUAGCUAUGAGUACACGGAUAUUCCCUUCCACAAUCAGUAUUCCCACAUAUCCAUGUUGGACUACAACCCCCGGGAGAGGGUCCUCUACACCUGGAACAAUGGCCACCAGGUUAUCUACAAUGUGACUCUCUUCCACGUCAUCAAGACUUCAGGGGAGUUAUAAUACCAUGAGCUAAAAGAGGCCUGAACUCUCUCAAUUGUCAUUUUGUUCAUUUUCUCUCUUAUUCUUGGGGGGUGGGGGCUGGGGGCACUGUGGCCUGCAAACUCUGUGGCCUGGGAAAAUUCCGUGAUGCCGUUAUUUCUACAUAAAUAAAACAAAGAGAUUUCUUCUCUCUCUCACUUUCUCUCUUUUUCUCUCUUUCUCU
Molecule: messenger RNA, 1648 nt
Organism: Elgaria multicarinata webbii
Lineage: Eukaryota; Metazoa; Chordata; Lepidosauria; Squamata; Anguidae
Gene: OLFM2
Product: olfactomedin 2
Exons: 6
Coding region: 1-1446 (481 amino acids)
Biological process (GO): signal transduction
Source: RefSeq, a predicted model, not a curated record